Messenger RNA from Leopardus geoffroyi (Geoffroy's cat), 1971 nucleotides. It is a transcript of the gene TMEM38B, whose product is annotated as transmembrane protein 38B. The transcript is spliced from 7 exons. Gene Ontology annotation, cellular component: membrane. Bases 447 to 1217 code for a protein of 256 amino acids. The record is from RefSeq and is a predicted model, not a curated record. Lineage: Eukaryota; Metazoa; Chordata; Mammalia; Carnivora; Felidae. Gene Ontology annotation, molecular function: identical protein binding; potassium channel activity. Gene Ontology annotation, biological process: potassium ion transmembrane transport.
CUGCCGCAUUUGGGAGCCCGGGUACUACUUGCGUCCGCCCAGGAUGUGCGCGGUCUCUCGGCGGUGCCGCCAUCUCCUUGGAAAGUACGGUAUUUAAAAGUCACCUGGGGACGGAGCUCCCUGAAACAGCGUGUGGCACUUGGUCGUUUGGGAUAAUCAGUAGUUAAUGGACUUCCGCAGUCAUGAAAGUUGUAUCGACACUUAAAGAGCCUCGGGCAGGCACACCAGUAUUCCCCUUAACGCAGCGCUCUGUCAUCUUGCUGGACAAAGUGAUUGCUGGAAGAGAGUGGAUUCCCAUUUUCCGUCGUAUUGGAACAGGUCACCAUUUCUUGAGUUAUCACCAGUUGCAUAUCAUAAAACCUUGGCAUCACUUCACUUGACAGGAUGUGUACAGCACAGAAAAUGCCCAUCUGCCAACUCAUUUGCACUCCUGGGCACAUUUUGUUAUGUGGAAUGGAGCUGUGGCAGUGGCAUGGAAGAAUCCUCUUUCAAGCUGGUUCACUGCUAUGCUCCAUUGCUUUGGUGGAGGAAUUUUAUCCUGUGUAUUGCUUGCGGAGCCUCCGUUGAGGUUUCUUGCAAACAACACUAAUAUAUUACUGGCAUCUUCGAUCUGGUAUAUUACAUUUUUUUGCCCAUGUGACCUAGUUUCCCAGGGCUAUUCUUUCCUACCUGUUCAACUCUUGGCUGCGGGAAUGAAGGAAGUGACCAGAACUUGGAAAAUAGUAGGUGGAGUCACACAUGCAAAUAACUAUUACAAAAAUGGCUGGAUAGUCAUGAUAGCUGUUGGAUGGGCCCGAGGUGCAGGUGGUAGCAUUAUCACGAAUUUUGAGCAGUUGGUAAAAGGAGGUUGGAAACCAGAAGCUAAUGAAUGGCUGAAGAUGUCCUACCCUGCCAAGGUAACCCUACUGGGGUCAGUUAUCUUCACAUUCCAGCACACCAAACAUCUGGCAGUAUCAAGGCAUAAUCUUAUGUUCCUUUAUACCAUGUUUCUUGUGGCCACAAAGAUAACCAUGAUGAUUACAGAGACUGCUACUGUGCCUUUUGCUCUCUUUGAGGACGCAUUGAGCCGGAUGCUGUUUGGUUGGCAGCAGCAGUUCACACCAUGUGAAAAGAAAAGUGAAACAAAAUCAUCUUUUAAUGGUACUGGUUCAUCGACCUCAAAACCUAUAGCUGUUGCUUCAGAUACUGUUAAAAAGAAACAUACCAAGAAGACUUAGUAAAUUUACUGUAUGAGCUCUAAAGGCAGAAUUUUUUUUUCUUACCUACCUGACAGAUUGUGAUAAAUAUUUGUAUGUAAAUGAUGUGAAAUAAAGUUUAUAUAAGGAAUGGAGGUGACAAAAGAAAGAACUUCUUUCUAUUUCAGGGAGAUUGUCUCUUUCUGGAUUGUAAUUUCUGAGUGUUACGAGUGUAUCAUGUGAAAUUGUUUUUCUAAGUUAUAUAUAAAAGAUUCUAUUGUGAUUAUUUUAAAAGUUUUAUAUUGAUAAAGGGGGCUUGAUUUUUUUCCUAAUGUUAGAAAAAGUAAACUUGCUAUGAUUGCAAACUAAUAAAAAUUAAAGCCUUUGUUUUAUUUAGGUAUUUUCAAACACAUUUUUUAUUUGAAUCUAUCCGAGCUUUAGUUCCGCAAAAUUAAACUUUUACUUAACGUGAUCAGUAUAAUUCCUAGAUAUGGAAAACAAUUCUUAUUUAAUUUUGAGCACUGGGAAAAGUAAACCUUCCCUAAAUCACUUUAUAUUAUGAAUGAAAAUAAAUGACUAGUUUAUAUUUCAGGUAUAAAUACUGUAUUUUUUAAUGUACAUUAAAUGGAAAAUAUUUUAAAUUUUAUUUAAUUUUUUAAAAUAGUACUAUUUUUCAUUGAGAACAGAGUAUUGGUAUGAGUCUCAAUCUGAAGUCUAUUUCAUGCCCUUGUUUAUAAUGUUCCUUUUUUUCAAAAGAAAAUUAGGGGUGAAAUUUUUAAUAAAUUACUAAACCCAA